AUGACAACUACCUUGCUUUGUAACAUGAUAUUUCUGCUGGCAUUUGGAUUGGCUUCAGCUUUUAGCCACAGCCCUAGGACCCCUGACAGGGUUUCUGAAGCAGAUAUUCAGAGGCUCCUCCAUGGGGUUAUGGAGCAACUGGGAAUUGCCAGACCCCGGGUAGAAUAUCCAGCACACCAGGCUAUGAAUCUAGUUGGUCCACAGAGCAUUGAAGGCGGUGCGCAUGAGGGUCUCCAGCACUUGGGUCCUUAUGGCAAUAUCCCAAACAUCGUGGCUGAGCUGACAGGAGAUAACGUACCAAAGGAUUUCAGUGAAGAUCAAGGAUAUCCUGACCCUCCAAAUCCCUGCCCUAUUGGAAAAACAGUUGAUGAUGGGUGUCUAGAAAACACCCCAGACACAGCUGAGUUCAGCAGGGAAUACCAGCUGCACCAACACCUUUUUGAUCCAGAGCAUGACUAUCCCAACAUGGGCAAGUGGAGCAAGAAUUUACUCCUUGAGAAGAUUAAUGGUGGUCCAAAAAGAAGAAAGAGGAGUGUGAACCCAUAUCUGCAAGGACAGCGACUGGAUAAUGUUGUAGCAAAGAAGUCUGUUCCACAUUUUUCAGAUGAAGACAAGGGUCCUGAAUAAGUACAAUAAAAAUGAAUGAUGAAAACUCAUGCCAUCCUCUGCUAGAUCGUAAUAUUGCUUAUAUAUAAUCAUCUAUUAAAAUCUUUGUGAAUGGCAGCAUGUUUAUUAUUUAUAUAAUUGUAGAUGAAAAACAGCUGUAUUUAUAACAGUAUGUUCUCCUAGAUAACAAAAAUAUGGUUCUGCUUUUUGUUAAGUUAUGGUAAAAGGACAUUUCUGUUGUUUUUAUUUUAGUCAUGGAGCAAACUUUAAAAAUGUUAGUCAUUUUAAUAGCUAACGUGAGGUAAAUGGUCUUAAUGAGCAGCUUGUAAAUAGGAAGAUGUAAAAAAAUGCCCAGUCUGACUCCAACAUUUAAUCUUACAUGUUACUAUGUUUGACACAUGAAAAUUAUAGUUUUAUGUUUUGUUCACAAAUAUUGUUACUUAGCAAAGACAAAGUAUUUAUUUUACCCAGAGAAUUUUGGCUUUUGGUCCAUUCUAAUAAACAUUUAAGCAAUCUACAAGGUUUGCAAAGUGACAUUUUCCAAAAUAUUUCAGAGGCUCAUUUGUCUCUGUUAUUGCUGUGCAAAUUUAGAAAUUAAAGAACUGCUUUUUGACUCUAUCCCCUGGAAUAUUUUUCUGUUAAGUUUUAAUUGUUCCAUGUCCACAACCUUCCUGAACAUUUGCACAUCUUUCUUCCCAUCAAUGGUAGUGUAGUGUGCAAAUUAAUCUCCCCCGCUAUUCUUUGUCUUAUUAACAGCAGCAUUUGUGCAUUAUAACGUUCUUAAAUUAUGUGU
Molecule: messenger RNA, 1399 nt
Organism: Nipponia nippon (crested ibis)
Lineage: Eukaryota; Metazoa; Chordata; Aves; Pelecaniformes; Threskiornithidae
Source: RefSeq, a predicted model, not a curated record